This is a messenger RNA of Alternaria incomplexa, 1077 nucleotides long. RefSeq lists its product as uncharacterized. The record is from RefSeq and is a predicted model, not a curated record. The transcript has a single exon. Lineage: Eukaryota; Fungi; Ascomycota; Dothideomycetes; Pleosporales; Pleosporaceae. Bases 1 to 1077 code for a protein of 358 amino acids.
AUGUCUUUCCAACCCCUAUCUACAACCCCCCCAGUCCAGGCCAUGAACGACAACCUGAUGAGAAAUCUGUGGUCUUAUCGCGAGGUGCAGGAUGGAGGGGUUGAUCAAAGAGAAGAGACAGAGAGUGCAUGUGAGGAGGAUGAAGAUGUGGAGAUGGAAGAGGAAGAGGAGGUGCAGGAAGAGGUUGUUUCUUCACCACCACCACCACCACCAGAAGUAGAAGUGGAAGUGGAAGUGGAAGUAGAAGUUGCAGCAAAGGAGAAGAAAUCACCUAAAUUGAUUAUCCCAGCGAGGAUAUGGAAUGCCGUUGGUGGAGGCAAGGUUGAUGUACCAAGCGUACAAGACGUUCAAAAUCCCAAGGUGGGUUCUCCGAAGCGCAAACGCGUUUCUCUUGUCUUACAUCAUGAGGUAGAGGCAAGUGAAGGAGAUGCGCAAGAGCAGGAAGCAGAAGAGCAAGUAGAAGAAAGAGGCCGCCGAAAGCGGACAAAAACAUUGAAAGUCUCUCAAAACGAAGAGAUUUUAAGGGAGAAGACGGGCGGAGCUUCGCGGUCACGUGGGCAUGCGGCUUCGGGCUCGACAUCUGGACCCGCUUCCCGCACCGCUGCCGCUACCGCUACCGCUUCGCGUGGAAGCCAGAACGCACCACUUUCCUCCUCCGCCCCCGCACUAGAAACCGCGGCCCGCACCCUCGCCCUCCGCGACGCAGCCUCCGCCUCCUCCUCACCACCCACCGUCCCCUCCCCACCCCUCACACCAACCACGCCACCACCCAACGAAGGCCCCCGCGCAGCAUGGCACCGCCUCUUCCCGCACCUGACCCCACUCUCAAAUUAUCAAGGUCAAUGGCGCGAGUUAAUGGUAUGGAAAGAGACAAAAGGAUGGAUCAAACGGGCCGCAGAUGACCCAUGGGAGAAGCCGGUGUUUAGGAAACCGGGAUGGAAUCGCCACGAUGAGGAAAUGGAGAGGUUGUGGCAGGGGUGUGAGAGGAGGAUGGUGAGGGAGAGGGGGUGGACGUAUGAGGGGAGGGAGAGGGGGGAUGUGGAUAUGGUUAGGGCGGCUGAGAGGUCGUUUUAUUGA